Molecule: messenger RNA, 2236 nt
Organism: Numida meleagris (helmeted guineafowl)
Lineage: Eukaryota; Metazoa; Chordata; Aves; Galliformes; Numididae
Gene: BIRC7
Product: baculoviral IAP repeat containing 7
Exons: 8
Coding region: 124-1344 (406 amino acids)
Biological process (GO): negative regulation of apoptotic process; regulation of cell cycle; positive regulation of protein ubiquitination
Cellular component (GO): cytoplasm; nucleus
Molecular function (GO): ubiquitin protein ligase activity; cysteine-type endopeptidase inhibitor activity involved in apoptotic process
Source: RefSeq, a predicted model, not a curated record
AGGGCUUCUGCUGCUUUUGUGGAAGGCUUGUAUGCUGCUGAGAAGAGUAUCAGCUUGAGGCUUGUGCGGUUGGGAGAGGCUUACUUAUUGGUUGUGGUUUGUUGUUUCCUUUAGAACGAGGACAUGGCAGACACAGCACCAGCAGAGGGGACUCAUCUCAGGACUACUUGCUGCCAGCUGUUCAAUUCCAGCAUGAGGGAUGAAGCAAGAAGACUGAGGACUUUCUCGCAGUGGCCACGCAGCUCACCGGUGUCUGCCUGGGAUUUGGCCAAGGCUGGCUUUUUCUAUGUGGGUCCAGGAGAUCAAGUGCAGUGCUUCUGUUGUGGGGGUGUCCUGAAAGACUGGGAGCCUGGAGAUUGCCCAAUAGCGGAGCACCUGAAGUUCUUCCCGUUCUGUAAAUUCAUCUACCAUGGAGCUGUUUGGAGCCAGCAGGUUCCUCUUCAGGGAGUAUUUGACAGUGUGGAUGGGCAGUUCCUCAGCCUCUUGCAGAGGAUAGACAGUGAGGAGACAGCCCUGCCCAACCAACCAGAAUACCCAGAAAUGGUAACGGAGGAGAUGAGACUAUCAACGUUUCACAACUGGCCACAAUAUACUGAGAUGCGUCCUGAGCAACUGGCUAGAGCAGGAUUCUUCUACACAGGACAAGGUGAUGUGGUGAGGUGUUUUUACUGUGACGGAGGUAUGAGGAACUGGGCGUUUGGAGAUGAUCCUUGGAGGGAACAUGCCAAAUGGUAUCCAAGGUGUGAAUUUUUGUUGCGGUCAAUGGGGAGAGAAUUUGUUAGCAGUGUUCAAGAGUCCUUUGCCAGCACUCCACUUCCAAGAGAUUCCAGGGAUCAGAUGGGACAAGGAUCCUCUGCUUACCAAGAUCUUUUAAGGAACUGGAAAUUGCAGUCUCUUCCUUCUCUGGAUCAGUUUUCCGUAGCACAGAAUGUCCUGGAGAUGGGCUUUAACCCUGCCUGGGUGGCUAGCCUAGUAGAGAACAAAUACAUACUGACUGGGACUUUCUACCUUUCUGAGUCUGAACUGAUUUCUGAUCUGCUUCGGCCAGAAUGGGAAGAGAGCAGCAGUGCAAAGGAAAGCAGAGAUGCUGUUCAGAGAGAGACUGAAACAUCAAGUUCAAGAGGAGAAAUGAAACAAAAAGAGGAGUCUCCAUUGAGCACAGAAGAACAGCUCCGACGCUUGCAAGAGGAAAGGAUGUGCAAAGUGUGCAUGGACAGGGAUGUGUCUGUUGUGUUUGUUCCCUGUGGCCACCUGGUAGCUUGUGGAGAAUGUGCCCUCAACUUGAGACUGUGUCCUAUCUGCAGAGCAGUCAUCCAAGGAAGUGUGAGGACUUUCAUGUCCUGAACCACAAUGUGCAAAAAGGAAAAAUAAGCAUCUAGAAUGCACUCCUAAGGCAGCAGAGAAAGAAAAUAGAUGUUAGUUACUGGACCAGUCUUAUUUGCAGAGUAGCUUGGCCUAAAGCUCCUUCCUAUGCACAGCACUACCAGUAAGAGCUGCUCAUUAGCUCUGAUCUUGCUGUAGGACUGCUCCAGAGAAGCUAUGCUAGUUUUUCCUCAUUCAAAAUGAGGCUUUCACCGGAGUUAAUCCUCCCAAUUCUUGACUUCUCAAACCCCUUUUCUCCGCUGAAAUCAAAAGCUGUUCUCAGCAGACUGUCUAGUUGUCUUCAUUUAGCAGUUUAGAGAAUAUCCUGCUAGGGCUGAUGGAUUCCUUCAUAAGUGUGUGUAAAAUUAGAGUAUUUUUAUACCAAAUGUGUUCUGCAGUAGCUAGGAUUCUCAGUAGGAAUGUAUUGGGAGGGGAUGUAGAAAGGAGAAUCUAGAUCUUCUGAGGUUGAAUUUUUUUUCUAUUGAAUUUUCAACAGCUGGAGAAACUUUUCUUUUUUAACAACACUCAAAUCUCCUUUACCCUGCUCUGUUUCUCCAACCUCUUUGCUCUCAGCUCAUUAUCUUCCUAGACAGAGGUUGAGAGACUCUCCGAUGGUCUUGGUGACAGGAUGAUCUGAAACUUCCUCGUGGAGCCUCUUCACUGGCUGUCAGGGAAUAGUCUUCUGCUCAGAACUUUUUUUUUCAAAGGAAACUUACUCUUUUAGGGCUUCUGUUUGCUGGCUAAACCAGCUUUUAAUCUAGAUAUAAUACUCUAUCAUGUAGCAACGGACUUGUAAGCAUGCUAACUGCAGGGAAAAAGGUGUUUUUAAAAUUUCCUGUUCUGUUUAACUGAAUAAAAGGCUUGUCUUGUGGAG